This is a messenger RNA of Zea mays, 730 nucleotides long. RefSeq lists its product as uncharacterized. The record is from RefSeq and is marked predicted. NCBI's taxonomy places the organism in Eukaryota, Viridiplantae, Streptophyta, Magnoliopsida, Poales, Poaceae.
ACAAACGGCAAGACUCACGGGCAACCUGUGCGCGCAUCAAUAAUAUUCUUGGCGCCGCUCGCCAUAAGAAGCCAACCGCGCCACACUGCCCCCUACCCUACACCCCCUACUGUCUGCUGCUGUUCCUGCACCCUGAUCCAGUGCUAGCAUCGCAUCGCAUCACGCCAUCACCAUGGGCCUCUGCCUGUCCGUGGCUCUCUGGAAGGAGAAGCUCUACGGCGCCGACGGCGGCAGCAGCCGGUCGGUGCGGGGCCGCGUCGUCGUCCAUAAGGUUGCCGGCGUGGAGGGUGGUGACUGCGAGUACGGGAUCUUGGGAGGCGACGACGCCGACGCGGUGGGGGUAGAGCAGAAGGCGGCGCCGGCCAUGGGCGUGGGGAGUGGUGGAGUGGACGGCGCUGCCGCUGCCCUGUCCGGCGGCACUCCGCUGCGGCCGAUAUGGCAGAGGAGGGUGCUGAUGGGCGUCAAGUGCCAGCUGCCGCGGUUCAGCGGGAUGAUACUGUACGACGAGAGCGGCCGGCCGGUGUGCAGUGGCAUCCGGGACAGAUCUCGUGACCAGGAGAAGCAUGCUGCGGCGAUCUCAGUGCUAAGGGACCUGCUCUAGUCUUCGUCAUCAGCAAGCGAUGGCAAUUCUGUCGAUGCGAUAUUCAUGUUUGGUUAUAUGUACGUCAUUGUUGAUGGGCUGCAUGUUUAUGUGUGAACUAAGCAGCUUGAUAAUAAAAUCUUUUAUGUA